AUGCCCGUUUUCGAGAGUGCUCUGCCGCGAGAGGAUGGGAAGUACAAUCGGCCAUGGCCAGCGAUUCGUCCAUGCACCUCUGCCGAUCCUUGGGCUGGUAACCCGUUGCCACACUUAUUUUUACACAGUGCAUUCUGUACUCUUACAUGCUUUGUACUUACACCAUCAUGGCCUUUUGCAGAUGGCUUUCUCCGUCACUGGGACCGGAUGAUGGUUCCAUCAGCCCCACGAUUGGGCGACAUGGCCCAAGCUCUGCAACGGCCAGCGAAGCGAGCGGUGCCACUUGCCAUGGGCAGUCGUCGAGUCCCCCGCCUGCUCUGGGUUGUCGUCAUGGACUGUCUUGUGCGCCUCCUCGGCCACGCACAAGCACUGUGA
This is a messenger RNA of Plenodomus lingam JN3, 375 nucleotides long. The record is from RefSeq and is a predicted model, not a curated record. NCBI's taxonomy places the organism in Eukaryota, Fungi, Ascomycota, Dothideomycetes, Pleosporales, Leptosphaeriaceae.